Cuscuta campestris is the source of this 1815-nucleotide messenger RNA. Lineage: Eukaryota; Viridiplantae; Streptophyta; Magnoliopsida; Solanales; Convolvulaceae. The record is from the annotation of a GenBank genome assembly.
AGACGUUUUGGCUCUGCUUCUUCUAAUCGAUUAAUAAGCUUCAUUUAAUCGAUUUUCCCUCGGCUGUGUUCCUUAAUCGAUUAAAUACUACAUUUUAAUCGAUUAAUAUUCGAUUUUCGCCCUAUAUCCAGCGCAGGCUUCGUCUUCUUCGCCAUUCUCUGCGCCAUUCGAUCAAAAACCCUAACACUUCUCCUCUUCAAUCCCUCUCAAUUUUCUUCCAUUUUCUCACCAAACUCUAUCAAUUUCAAAGAGCAAGGAUGCUAAGGUGCAAGAACACUUCCUCAGGUCAAGAAACCACGGCAGAGGAAAAUGAGAGGCCAUGGCGUCGCGAAGGAAGCAAGUACAUUCACAUUCAAACGGGUCUCGCCUUCAACACUGGGGCUUCAGUUGAGAGGUUCCACAACAUCUUCCUCACGAAGGAGAUUGUCGCUCCCAACAUCGUGAACAAGGACCUUUUCAAAUCGGCGACCUAUGCCUCGAGUAAGUCUAUGUUCUUUCAACAAGGAUUGCUUCGGUUCAUUCAUUUGACGUAUGAAUUUUUCUGUCCAAAUCUUAUACGUCAAUUUUAUGCAAAUCUUCGUACCACUAAGGGAGGUUCGCCAUCUCUCAUUUCCUAUAUUGACGGCAAAACCGUUUUCAUUGACGGUGCCGGUUUGACUUCGUUGUUUGGUCUUCGUCGCGGUGAAAUUACCGAAAACUUGGAUGAAACAUUCCAAGAUGAGGCAAUUUGGCGACAACUCGGGUUGGAUCAUCGUGACCUCAAGUUUAGAAACUCUAGCAACCCGAGUGUCGUUAAUCUCACUUUAAUUCAACGCGUCCAACAAUACAUUUUUUCAUAUGUUUUGUUGCCCCGUGAUUCGAACCAUGGCGUCGUCAACAAGGACGAUAUUCGUUUGUUUCACGUCCUGUUGAACGAUGUCAAAUUUGAUUGGGUUCACUUCUUUAUCGUUGCCCUUAGCGAUGGCACUCGUUUUUCCCAUCUCCGGUUUGCCAUCCCCGUUAUGCAUAUCCUUGCACAUUGCAAAAUAGACUUUACUCGGGACACUCAGGGAAUGGAGCAAGCACAGUUGUUCCAGCCGCCGCCACCACCUCCGCCUCCGCCACCGGCUCGACAGGUCACUCUAAAGACAUUAAAGGACAAUGGCGCUGAGGAGUUUCUUGACAACAACAUUGCUGAACCACAGAUUGCCUUCGAUUGGUUAGAUCAAACCACGAGGGUACUAAAGAACUUGAGGAUUCUAGAAGCUGAUCGCCCUAAGCUAGCUGUCCAGUUGCUUUGGAAGGGGGCAUAUGAGUGGUGGAAGAGAGCAAGAACUUUGGUGGGUACCAAAGCAGAUCGCAUUGAGGAGUUCACUACCAAACUCCAACCAGAUAUACAGCCCUACUUGUCAGUUUUGCCAACAACAGACUUCACAGCCGCGUACAACCAAAUAGAGAAAGCCGAGAAGGGGCUGAUUGCAUGGAAGAAGAGUGUGGCCGGUUCUAAGGAGCGAAGCACCCAACACAAGGGCGGUGUCAUGUCGGGUGGAAAACAAACCCCUGGUGGAGGUCACAACAUGCAACAUUCCAAGAACACCAAUAAGGCGGGACACUUCAAGAGAGAUUGCCCUACGAAUUCAGGACCCGUGUUCCCUACCGCCGAGACGCAAACACAGCCGUCUGUGGCCCGUCCUCCACAGAGCCAGCGCACUACCGUGGGAUUGAACCCGCGAAGGAGCCAGAGUCAAAGCCAAAGUCAUGACUGCCAACAAGGAGGAACUCCAGCGCGCACAUAUGCCAUGUAGGGGCGAACCGAAGUAAACAAAGACGUCAUUC